AUGUCAAGUGGUCAAGUAAUCCCGUUUACGCGCCAGUUUAACUCAUUUCGGGCGAACGAAGCAGUUCGAAGCUCCGGAAAUGCCUCACAAGCUAACACAACUCGAGGAUCUACGAAACACAGAUUGCCAUCAGCACGAGAUGAUUCAGCGACAAAAGCUUCCUUAACUCCUCGCCUAUGUCGGAGACAACAAAAUUCAGUUACAAGUUCGAAAUUGAGCAUGAAAUCGUCGCCGCUGUUAUCGCCUCAAAUCAUUCGAUCGACGAGAAUUGACAGCAAUUGGAAUAAAAGAGUUGUCACAAAAGGCUCGAGUAUCCAUUCGAAGAGUCCCGGAAGCAGCGGAACAUCCGUUGAAUCAAUCGUGCCAAAAUACAGCCAAAAUUUAUCGACUUCGAUGUACAAUGGCAAUGGCGGAGGUCCCCAAAAACGUGCUUAUAACAACUCAGGCAAACUCGUUGCUAACAAAAUGAUCAACAGUACUCGCAGUGCCGCCCUAAAUCUCAAUAACAACAACAAAAUGCCUUCUAACUCAACUAACGGUCACAUUACUCACAGCAACAACAACAACAAUAAGUUAAGUGUUAAGAGUAAGGAAAACAACUACACAUCAUACUCAAGUAAAUAUCCGAAUGGUUUGCCGUUCGAGGAUGAAUUCUAUCAUCGACGCCGAAAGUCGCUUUCCGAAACGUCAAGUAACACCGUGUCGUCCAGUGACUCGGAUAGCAGAAAUUUCCGCUUCGAAGACGACGAAUUCUCCCGCAAGCCAUCCAACGAGGCGUUGUAUGUGGAUUUCACGAAAUCCUUUCAUAACAACGAGUCGAAACUCUCGACAACGAAUCGUCUGCGACGAACGCAGCAAGCGAUGUCCGCACAAGUAACGAAAAGUAGCAAUCCUCUGUCGGAAUACAAUCGUCGAAUCAAUGGAGUGCAUAGUAGUUGCACUUCGCAUAUUUACAAAAACCCUGCUAUGAUAUUGGAAAACGUUGUCCCGAAAAAGGCGGCAUCCGCUUCCAUCGUUAAUAAACUUCAGCAUCAUCAUGUCAAAAACAGUAUUAGUAGUGCUAACAAUAAUAAUUAUAAAGCUGUAAAACCAUCGUAUCUCGUGUCUCCAAUUACGUCGUGGGUUCCCAAAAGUAAGCAACCGAUAACGACAAUCAUCCCGGAUGACGAUGAAGAUGAAGAGAAUUUGUCAGAUAUUGAGAGUUCGGAAACAGAAACUGACGAUGAAUGUUCGUCGUUGACAAAUCGCUCGAAUAGCGAAGGCGAUUACCAUUUGAAGCAGAAAAUUGCUUUGGAACCCACGAUGAACGGAAAAACGUAA
This is a messenger RNA of Culicoides brevitarsis, 1320 nucleotides long. Its product is annotated as probable serine/threonine-protein kinase DDB_G0282963. The transcript has a single exon. Lineage: Eukaryota; Metazoa; Arthropoda; Insecta; Diptera; Ceratopogonidae. Bases 1 to 1320 code for a protein of 439 amino acids. The record is from RefSeq and is a predicted model, not a curated record.